Molecule: messenger RNA, 1739 nt
Organism: Pectinophora gossypiella (pink bollworm)
Lineage: Eukaryota; Metazoa; Arthropoda; Insecta; Lepidoptera; Gelechiidae
Product: putative inorganic phosphate cotransporter
Exons: 11
Coding region: 252-1655 (467 amino acids)
Biological process (GO): transmembrane transport; monoatomic anion transport
Cellular component (GO): plasma membrane
Molecular function (GO): transmembrane transporter activity
Source: RefSeq, a predicted model, not a curated record
CGUGACAGCAGGCGCCGGCGUCGCGUGUCCGUUCACCUUUACAUCAAAACAUGGCACAAAACACUUCGCAUUUUAAAUUAUAAAUACAUUUCAAAUUAAACUUCUAUUUAUAAACGUGCCUUUAACAGUAUUUUUAAUUUGAAAUUCAAGACAUAAUUGAAUCUAGUCCUAAUUUAUUUUUAAAAACAUUUCAAUUUAUAAAUAUUAAAACAUACUGUUGAUUAAUUUAUAUUAUUAGUGAGUGUAAAAAAAUGGAUGUCAAGGAAAAAAGAAACAAUGAAGAGGAGAAGCCAACUUAUGGCUUGGGAUUGAGACAUGUGCAAGCAGCUCUGCUGUUCCUGGGGAUGGUGCUCGCUUUCGCCAUGCGGGUCAAUAUCAGCAUGGCGAUUGUCGCCAUGACUGAUAGCACUAAAGAUAAUUCAUUUGACUGGAGUAUACAGAAGCAGUCAGUGAUCCUGUCCUCGUUCUUCUGGGGCUACAUCCUGCUUCAAAUCCCUGGCGGCGAAUUGGCAGCCAGGUUCGGAGGCAAGAUCCUCAUCACUCUGUGUGUUGGCAUCAACUCUGCCACAUCGCUUAUCAUACCCAUCGGCUCUUAUUAUGGAGGUUGGCAAUUGGUAUGCGCAUGUCGAGUGCUGCAGGGACUGUCCCAAGGCUUCCUGUUUCCUUGCAUGCACAACCUGAUCGGGAAGUGGGUGCCUCUCGAGGAAAAGAGCCGGCUGGGCACCUUGAUAUAUGCAGGAGCUCAAUUCGGCACGGCCACCCAGCUGAUGGUGUCGGGCUUCAUCGCGGAGGCGUGGGGCUGGCCGGCCAUCUUCUACGUGAACGGCACGCUGGGCGCCAUCUGGACGGCUAUCUACGUCUUCAUAGGCGCUGACUCGCCGCAGACCUCGAGGAUGAUCAGCGAAAAGGAGCGGUUCUACAUUCAAAACUCUCUUGGGCAUGUUGGUGUUGCUAAGAAACUGAAGACGCCAUGGAGAUCUAUUUGGACGUCAUUAUCAUUCAUAUCUCUCAUCGUGGUCCACUGCGGCCACAACUGGGGCUUCUGGACUCUCAUGACGGAGAUUCCUUCCUACAUGAGCCAGGUUCUAGGCGUCGACAUUAAAGCGAACGGCCUCAUGUCAGCUCUUCCAUACUGGGCGAUGUACGUAAUGAGCUUCCCACUCGGCUACUUGGCUGACCUCGUGCUGAGGAAGAAGUGGCUCAGCAUCACUGCUUCGAGGAAACUAUCCAAUUCCAUCGGACACUACGGGCCUGCUAUUGCUCUGAUCGGGCUGUCGUACGCGCCGGCUGGCAAUGUGACUGUUGCUGUGGCACUACUCACCCUCGUCGUUGGACUCAACGCUGGACAUUAUACUGGAUACUUGUUGGUACACAUUGACAUGUCGCCGAAUUUCGCUGGUACUCUGAUGGGCAUCACCAACUGCUUCGCCAACGUCAUCUCCAUCAUCGCUCCACUCGCUGCUGGCGCCAUUCUCCAGGACGAAACGGACCCCAACGAGUGGCGUAAGGUAUUCUACCUGUCUUCCGCCAUCUACAUCAUUUGUAACACCUUCUACGUCAUUUUUGGCACCAGUGAGUUACAAAAGUGGAAUGAAGUCUCUAACGAUGAUGAGAAAGAUACAGAAGCAGAGAAAAAAGUAGAAAGGGCUGUGUAAAAGCGAGAAGUUUAUAAUGUACCUGACAAAUGAUUAACUAAAGUAACAUAUUUUGACAAAAAUAAAUAAUAAUUUUAAUAAUAA